AUGAGAGUUGUGCUACACCGUGUCCUUAUGGCGCCCACACCUGAUUCCGUGUCUUCUGAGAAAACGUACCCCGCCCCCGCGGUAUGCGUCGACAGCAAGGGCCGCGACACUCCCUUCACGCCAGUACAAACCUCCGGGCCGUUCUACCCCCUCCAUAUGAGCCAUGAAGACGUGGACAAUGACCUCACCAUCACGCACAGAGGCGCCCCGCGCGCGCUCGGCCAAGUGAUCUACAUCCGGGGACGGGUGACGGACCAUGCCGGGCGGCCGGUCGCGGGCGCGCGGAUUGAGGUGUGGCAAGCGUGCGCGAGCGGGAAGUAUAAUCACCCGGGAGACGACAAUCCGCUUCCGUUGGACCCCAAUUUCAAGUACUUUGGCCGUGCGAGCAGCGACGAGCACGGGCGGUACGUGUUCAAGUCCGUCAAGCCGAGCGCGUACGCGCCGAGCCCCGAGGGCGAGUACGGGUACCUUGCAAAGGACCCCGCGGAGGUGCGUCCCGCGCACGUCCACUUCAAGGUGUACAAGGACGGGUACAAGACGCUGAUCACGCAAAUGUACUUUGAGGGGGAUCCCUUCCUGAAGACGGACCGGAUCGUGCAGGCGCUGGCCCCCGAGAAGAGAGGGCUGGUCAUCAUUGCGGCGGAGUGGCCGCAGCCGCAGGACGAGCCGGCGUCACACAGCUACGCGUUCAACAUCGUGAUGGAGCAGCAAGACAUGCCGGACGGCGCGGCCGGGGCGUGAGGGACGGGAGUUGCUGUUGUGAGAGGAACCGUGUAAGGUUGGUUGCAUGGAACUUUUAGUCGUGGAUGGUUGCGCAAGCAGAAGCUAUAGGCGCUAGUCAAAGCUGCAUUUGAGGAAGACGCAUUCCGAUCAUAGCGUUUUUGUAAUUAAGGCUAGAUAGGCCGGCUGCAGUAGAGUGGAAGUCAAGAGUCAGUGUCUGAUACCAUAGAAGGCCCGGUUGCGAGUGAGCAUCUGGGCAAGGUCCUUGCAAUAUAACCUAGCUUGCUAUGUUUCUGAACGCUGUACAGUAUAUCAAGUAUACAAAGCAUAGAAAGUAUAUAUAAAGCAUAGAUUGGCACUGAGGCCCUUAGUAGAGGUUGUAUAGUGAUCUGCAUAGUCGACAGUCAAAACGCCAAAUUUCGGUGACGGUAUACUCACCAAGGAAGUGAGAGCAGCUGCUUAGGAUCGAACAGGCAUGACCAAUAUUACGCCAGCGGUACAAGAAUCAGUCAUUGAAAUGUAUAUCAUUCUGGAGCGCAUCCAGGCC
Klebsormidium nitens is the source of this 1267-nucleotide messenger RNA. The record is from the annotation of a GenBank genome assembly. NCBI's taxonomy places the organism in Eukaryota, Viridiplantae, Streptophyta, Klebsormidiophyceae, Klebsormidiales, Klebsormidiaceae.